UAACUGUUGGUCUGAGUGAGGAUCAGUAUGUCUGGGUCACAACCAUUUUUGGCAGAUGGUAAUCAGGAGCUGUUUCCCUGUGAAGUCUGUGGAAGACGCUUUGCAGCAGAUGUUCUGAAAAGGCACGGACCAAUAUGUAGAAAACUCUUCCACAAAAAGCGUAAACCUUUCAAUUCCUUGAAGCAGAGGUUGCAGGGCACUGACAUCCCCACUGUGAGGAAGGCGCCUCAAUCCAAGUCUCAACCUGUGAGGAAAUCCAACUGGAGACAACAACAUGCAGAUUUCAUUAAUGCGAUCCGAUCAGCGAAGCGGUGCCCGCUAGCCAUGAGAGAAGGCAGGCCUCUACCUCCUCCGCCCCCUCCCAGCGUCAGUCCAGAUUAUAUCCAAUGCCCAUAUUGCAUGAGGAGAUUUAAUGAAACCGCAGCUGGUCGGCAUAUUAAUUUCUGCAAAGAUCAGUCUUCUCGCCGAGUCUUUGAUCCAGCCCAGACUGCAGCUAAAUUGACAUCCAGAGCUCAGCGUAGGGCACAAGCAAGUCCCAGAAAAGAACCAACUGUCACUCGUGCUGUGGGAGCUUUGCUGCAGAGCAGGGCCAUGGAAGCAAAGAAUGAGGUCCCAACCAAGUCAGGCCGGCUCCCUGAAACACCGAAGCCGGGUAGCCCUACCCAGGAAGAGGAGGGGAAGGAGGAGCGGAAGUGUCGGUCUUUUCCAGCCUCCACUCCAAACUUCAGUUUUCCUCCUUAUUCCUUUUUGAAACAAAGUUAUUAAAUACAUCAACCUUUUGCUUACGUUAUCUGAUUUAAAGGUUCAGCUGAAGUGUUUCUUUUUAAAGUUGGACAUUUCAAAGGCAUGUAAGGGCAAUGCUGCUUCAAUAUUUGAAACUUUUUGUGAACUGUUCACUGGAGUACCAGCAUUAUUUACUUAGGAAUAUUGGAUUUUAACGAGUUUUAGUCUACAUAAAAUAAGCUGUGAAACAAAGGGGCCAAAAA
Fukomys damarensis (Damara mole-rat) is the source of this 986-nucleotide messenger RNA. RefSeq names its product zinc finger C2HC-type containing 1B (gene Zc2hc1b). The transcript has 7 exons. NCBI's taxonomy places the organism in Eukaryota, Metazoa, Chordata, Mammalia, Rodentia, Bathyergidae. The record is from RefSeq and is a predicted model, not a curated record. The coding region runs from base 28 to 765 and encodes 245 amino acids.